GAGUGUCCCAGCGGGAUUGUCAACGAGGAGAACUUCAAGCAGAUUUACUCACAGUUCUUUCCUCAAGGAGACUCCAGCACCUACGCUACUUUUCUCUUCAAUGCCUUUGACACCAACCAUGACGGCUCGGACUUUGUGGCUGGUUUGUCGGUGAUUCUUCGGGGAACAGUGGAUGACAGGCUGAACUGGGCCUUCAAUCUAUAUGACCUCAACAAGGACGGCUGCAUCACCAAGGAGGAGAUGCUGGACAUCAUGAAGUCCAUCUAUGACAUGAUGGGCAAGUAUACGUAUCCUGCACUCCGGGAGGAGGCGCCGAGGGAGCAUGUGGAGAGCUUCUUCCAGAAGAUGGACAGAAACAAGGAUGGCGUGGUGACCAUUGAGGAGUUCAUCGAGUCCUGCCAAAAGGAUGAGAACAUCAUGAGGUCCAUGCAGCUCUUUGACAACGUCAUCUAGCCCCCCAGGAGAGGGGCUCAGUGCGUCCCGGGGGGCCCGAGCUCUAGCCCUAGGCCAGGUGGACCUCACCCUCUCUUCCCAGGUCUGUCCUCACCCUAGCCCUAUCCUGGGGGCUGAAGGGAUCCAAGAACCUGGGCUUCAGUGGUCCAGAUCCCUGGAGCUGAUGGGGCCAGAGAGUGGGCAGAGUGUACCUGGGGGUGUUCCCCACCCCCAACAGCUCUCGCCCCCUUCCUGUCUGACACCCAGUGCUGAGGGUGCCCCUCCUGUAGGAACCGAGUGGUCUCCCACCUCCCGCCUCCUCUAGGAACCACAACACUAGGCAGAAUGUCUCCCGCUAUGGUGCUUCCC
Carlito syrichta (Philippine tarsier) is the source of this 801-nucleotide messenger RNA. It is a transcript of the gene KCNIP2, whose product is annotated as potassium voltage-gated channel interacting protein 2. Gene Ontology annotation, biological process: regulation of potassium ion transmembrane transport. The annotation marks the transcript as partial. Gene Ontology annotation, molecular function: potassium channel regulator activity; calcium ion binding. The transcript has 6 exons. Gene Ontology annotation, cellular component: voltage-gated potassium channel complex. The record is from RefSeq and is a predicted model, not a curated record. Lineage: Eukaryota; Metazoa; Chordata; Mammalia; Primates; Tarsiidae.